AAAUUAUCGCCUCUUACAUGAUAUUACAAGAUGGGUCAGGCUUGUUCAACCGGAAAUAUAGAGGCGAAAAAGAAAGAUGCAAAAUAUGGAUUUAUUUCCCAGAGAACAAAUGUUCCUGGAAACAUACGAUUGGAUGAUGACAUGGCAGUUUACCAAGAAAUUCCAGAGCGAAAUGUUGAGCGUAAAGGUUUUUUGGCAAAACAGAAAAGAGACGAACUUAGUAGGAAUAGCAGUAGAAAAAGCAAUGCAACCUUACGAUCUGCGAUAUAUAGUGCACCGUUCUGUGAUUCAAGUACUACAGUAACUUUAAAACCUAUUCUUAGUAGACCAAACAGCAAGAAAGGCAGCGAAAAAUCAAGGUCUACAACGUUUACUGAGCCUUUCUACCAGACCAGAGAGCUCCCUCGUCGACCAGGUAUUUUAGCUAGGUUGCUUCUGUACAUUUAA
Messenger RNA from Mytilus californianus (California mussel), 447 nucleotides. RefSeq lists its product as uncharacterized. The record is from RefSeq and is a predicted model, not a curated record. Bases 31 to 447 code for a protein of 138 amino acids. The transcript has 5 exons. NCBI's taxonomy places the organism in Eukaryota, Metazoa, Mollusca, Bivalvia, Mytilida, Mytilidae.